Molecule: messenger RNA, 408 nt
Organism: Cryptomeria japonica (Japanese cedar)
Lineage: Eukaryota; Viridiplantae; Streptophyta; Pinopsida; Cupressales; Cupressaceae
Product: protein OXIDATIVE STRESS 3 LIKE 1
Exons: 1
Coding region: 1-408 (135 amino acids)
Source: RefSeq, a predicted model, not a curated record
AUGGCGUGCAGAAGAGGUAUUUCAAAGUUCUUCACAGGAAAAUCAAGGUCCUUUUCAAGUCUGUCCGAUGCAAUUUCCAUCAAAGAUCUUUCCAAACCAGAUAAUCCUUACAAUAAGAGGCGAAGGAAUUUGUUAGUGUCUGGGAAUAACUGGGAUAGAAAUCGUUUUUCUCCAACUGGAAUAUCCAAGAAGGCAAUUCGUUCUAGCAAAAGCACGUUGGCCCUUGCUGUCUCUAUGAGUAAUAUGGAAGGCUAUGAAAAUGAGUUAAGGCUUCCCCCUCUUCCUCCAUUGCCUCCCCGUGCGAAGUUCCACAGUACUGGUGCUCCACCAGCCUCAUUUUCCAUAAGAUCAUUCUCUUUAACAGAUUUACAAGGCAUUGGCAGUCAGCUCGAUUUUGCAAAGAUUUGA